This is a messenger RNA of Triticum turgidum subsp. durum (durum wheat), 1329 nucleotides long. NCBI's taxonomy places the organism in Eukaryota, Viridiplantae, Streptophyta, Magnoliopsida, Poales, Poaceae. The record is from the annotation of a GenBank genome assembly.
AUGGGCUCCCGCCGGGACGACGAGGAGAAGGCGGCCACCGCGGUGGACGGAGUACCCCUCCCGGCGGCCUCUCCAAUCAAGACACGGAGGCACGCCGGCGACGUGCACCUCCUGUCGGCCGCCUUCUUCUUCCUCUUCUCCGCCUACCUUCCGACGCAGAACCUGCAGAGCACACUAAAUACCGAUGGCGACAUGGGCGCCGUGUCGAUGGGGAUCCUGUACGUCUCCUUCACGCUCUUCGCGGUGGCGGCGUCACCGGUGGUGAGGUGGCUGGGCGCCAGGCUCGCGCUCGUCGUCGGCACCAGCGGCUACGCGCUCUUCAUCCUCGCCAACCUCCUUCCAACAUGGUAUACAAUGGUACCAGCUUCAGUGUACCUUGGUUUUACUGCGGCAAUCAUUUGGAUUGGGAAGGGAACAUAUCUUACCUCUGCUGCCCUCAGUCAUGCAAGAGACAAUAAUCUACCUGAUGGCCCGGCCGUAGGAAGAUUUAAUGGAGAAUUCUGGGGAGUGUUCGCUAGCACGCAGGUCAUUGGAAAUCUGAUCUCAUUUGCUGUACUCCAAAAUAGAAAGGGUGGCGGAACUGUAACAGGAAAAAAUCUGUUGUUUCUUGUGUUCCUUGGCUGCACGGUUAUCGGCAUUGUAUUAAUGUGUUUACUGUCCAAAAGAGAUGAGAAACAAGAUCAUUCUUCAGCACACUCAUCGUUUGGAGAUAUGUUGAAGUGUAUUGUUGCCCCUCUCAAGGACAGAAGGAUGCUUCUUUUAAUUCCUCUUAUGGCAUAUUCAGGGUUACAACAGGCAUUUGUAUGGGCUGUAUUCACAAAGAGUAUUGUGACACCUGUGCUUGGCCUAUCUGGAGUCGGCGGCGCCAUGGCAGUAUAUGGUGUAGCUGAUGUAGUUUGUUCAUUGUUCGCUGGACGUUUUACUUCUGGGCUUCAGUCAGCAACAUUUAUAGUGUCAGUCGGAGCCAUUCUUCAGGCUGUAGUCCUCUUCUGGCUGCUUCUCUUUUACCGCCCAAUGGGCGGACUAGUUGGUGCAGCGGCUCCACUAUUGAUAGGUGCCUUAUGGGGUGUUGGUAACGGAGUCCUGAACACACAGCUAAGUGCUUUACUUGGGUUGCUCUUCGAGGACGUCAAGGAGGCAGCUUUUGCACAGUUUAGGGUCUGGCAAUCAGGUGCCAUGGCAGUCAUCUUCUUCCUCAGCCAAGUCAUCACACUGCAAGCCAUGCUUAUCUUGAUGUCCACAUCGCUCGUCGUCUCUUUUGGCUCGUUCCUGACACUAACCCUUGUUGUCGACAAGUCAUCAUCAACCAUCAGAUUGUCAGGCUAUUAA